Molecule: messenger RNA, 1013 nt
Organism: Lolium rigidum
Lineage: Eukaryota; Viridiplantae; Streptophyta; Magnoliopsida; Poales; Poaceae
Product: zinc finger BED domain-containing protein RICESLEEPER 1-like
Exons: 2
Coding region: 19-825 (268 amino acids)
Molecular function (GO): DNA binding; protein dimerization activity
Source: RefSeq, a predicted model, not a curated record
AUCUUUUAUCCAUACAUCAUGAAUGUUAAGAUUGCUGUGAACACCCAUGCUGUGCAAAGUAAUGAUGAGAAUUUGAAGGCGAUGGGAAAGGCAAUGCUUGACAAGUUUGAUAAAUACUGGGAUAGCACUUAUAGUGAGAAUGUCAAUGACAGCGGGAGAAACAAAAAAAAGGUGAAGAACAAUGUUAUGGUCAUUGCAACCAUUCUUGAUCCUAGGUUUAAAAUGAAGCUUGUUGACUACUGUUUUAAGCAGUUGUAUGGCAGAGAGAAAGGCAUGCGUGAGGCAGAAGACAUCAAAUCAGAGUUUUUUGAUCUGUAUGCUACCUAUGAGGUAGAAAAUCGACAGAAGGAGGCAGCCAACAGCAAUGAACAAAGUGCAAGUUCUAGUAGGAAUCAAGCUACAUCUAUGUCCACAUUGAGUGGGUUUCAGUCAUUCUUGGAGGAGACAAACACAGAGCCAUGUCAGUCUGAAUUGACUUGCUAUCUUGAGGACAAAACUCAUCCCAUGGCUGAUCGUAAUUUCAAAAUAGUCGAUUGGUGGAGGCUGAAUGCUCAUAGGUAUCCUGUUAUUGCAAAGAUAGCAAGAAAGUUCCUGACAGUACCAGCAACUAGUGUGUCUUCAGAGUCCACAUUCUCUACAGGGGGUAGAGUUUUAGAUGACUACCGCAGUUCCUUGCGCCCGAAAAUGGUUGAGGCACUUAUUUGUGCUGCUAGCUUCAUAAAAGGAUCAAAAGAUAACUAUAUGAGGCCUACGAUUCCUCAAGAUGAUAGUGAUGAUGAUGUGGAAUUCAUACCAUUUCCGGAUUCUUCUGUGGGAAGCAAUUAACGGAAGCCAUCUUCAUUUGACUUGCUCUUUUAAUCUGUUGGAGACGUCAUUUUAUUCUUUGCCUAUUGGAGACCUUUUUGUUAUGUCUUAAGUACCGUAAUGGUGUCUUCGUGAUGUAUCAUGUUUGAUGCUUGUCAGCGACUAUUAAGUUUUUCCUGGGAAUAAAGCUAUGCAUUUGUUAAGUUUAA